AUUGGCGGGGUCGUGACCAAAGGUGUGCGGCGGAAACAUGGCGGAGCGCAUGAGGAAGCGGCCCUGCGGCCCGGGUGAACACGGCCAAAGGGUUGAGUGGCGAAAGUGGAAACAACAGAAGAAAGAGGAGAAGAAGAAGUGGAAGGAUCUCAAGCUGACAAAAAAACUGGAGCGGCAGCGGGCACAGGAGGAACAGGCAAAGCGCCAGGAGGAAGAGGAGGCAGCUGCAGAGAGCAGGGACUGUGGCCGGCCCUACACCCUGAGCGUUGCUCUGCCUGGCUCCAUCCUGGACAACGCCCAGUCACCUGAGCUUCGAACCUACCUGGCUGGCCAGAUCGCCAGAGCCUGUGCCAUCUUCUGUGUGGAUGAGAUUGUGGUAUUCGAUGAGGAAGGCCAGGAUGCCAAGACUGUGGAAGGGGAGUUCACAGGAGUCGGCAAGAAGGGGCAGGCGUGUGUGCAGCUGGCCCGGAUCCUGCAGUACCUGGAGUGUCCACAGUACCUGAGAAAGGCGUUCUUCCCCAAGCAUCAGGACCUGCAGUUUGCUGGGCUCCUGAAUCCCUUGGACAGCCCCCACCACGUGCGGCAGGAUGAGGAAUCCGAGUUCCGGGAAGGCGUCGUGGUGGACCGGCCAACCCGGCCAGGCCAUGGCUCUUUUGUCAACUGUGGCAUGAAGAAGGAGGUGAAGAUUGACAAGAAUCUGGAGCCUGGACUUCGGGUGACAGUGCGAAUGGACCAGAAGCAACUCCCGGAACGCAAGACCCACCGUGGCAGAGUCGUGUCCUCACAGGACCCUCGCACCAAAGCAGGGCUCUACUGGGGCUACACCGUCCGCCUGGCCUCCUGCCUCAGUGCUGUGUUUGCUGAGGCCCCCUUCCAGGAUGGGUACGACCUGACCAUCGGGACAUCAGAGCAUGGCUCAGAGGUGGCUUCUGCCCAGCUUCCCAGCUUCCGGCAUGCCCUCGUGGUGUUCGGGGGCCUCCAGGGGCUGGAAGCCGGAGUGGAAGCUGACCCCAACCUGGAGGUGGAUGAUCCCAGCGUCCUCUUCGACCUGUACCUCAACACCUGCCCCAACCAGGGCAGCCGCACCAUCCGCACAGAGGAAGCCAUCCUCAUCUCCCUGGCUGCCCUGCAGCCCAGCCUCACCCAGGCAGGUGGCCGGCCCACCUGACGGUUGUCGGUUCAGGAGAGCCAUGAUGCGGAAGCAGGCGCCUGCAGGUCACCCGGGACAGAUACAGCCAAGACUUGGCUCCAAAAUAACCGCUUUACUGUAGCCCAGCCCCCACCCCCACAGUCUUGCAGCUGCGCCCUCACUUCCUGCCCGCCGUGAUGGCCUUGAGGCUGCCUGCUCGUGCCAGGAUGUUGGGCACGAAAAGCAGUCCCGAGGCCCGCUCGAUGCUCUCGAUGGGCACCAGGAAGCGCUCCAGCGGGAUCGCCUCGUCCACAGGUGCGUUGGGCAUCACGUAGGAGCGGAGCUCUAUCUGCCCAUCUGCCGCCUCCAGGAUCAGCACCUUGAAGAAGUGUGUGGGCACCGCCACAUGGUUCUUGCCGAUCACCUGGUACUUCACAUAGGACUUCCCAUCAGCCUCUGUCCUGUGGACAGAGCAUACAUGGGCGGGGGCCUGGUGGAACCCAAGGCCAUCGCUUCCAGGAGGCCUCCCUGAUCUGACCUCCAGCUUGUCGGCCUGCAGGACUGCCCCCUCAUUGUGGGGCUCCUGUGCCCUGGCCUGGUUCCUCUUCGAGGCUGGACCUCUCCAGGGUACAGACUCUUUCCCUGUUUUCCUCCAUGCUCAAUGUUGGGUCAGGCACAGUGGAUGCCAAUAAAUGCUGCUGAAAGAAGCAGGCAUUCUAAAUGUGCA
This is a messenger RNA of Carlito syrichta (Philippine tarsier), 1856 nucleotides long. RefSeq names its product SPOUT domain containing methyltransferase 1 (gene SPOUT1). Gene Ontology annotation, cellular component: mitotic spindle; kinetochore; spindle pole centrosome. Gene Ontology annotation, biological process: miRNA processing; maintenance of centrosome location. Bases 38 to 1168 code for a protein of 376 amino acids. Lineage: Eukaryota; Metazoa; Chordata; Mammalia; Primates; Tarsiidae. Gene Ontology annotation, molecular function: miRNA binding. The record is from RefSeq and is a predicted model, not a curated record. The transcript has 12 exons.